Messenger RNA from Aureobasidium musti, 2238 nucleotides. The record is from the annotation of a GenBank genome assembly. Lineage: Eukaryota; Fungi; Ascomycota; Dothideomycetes; Dothideales; Saccotheciaceae.
AUGACUCCCAGCUACGGCUUUCUCAUGGCUGGCGGGCUGGCCACCCCUACUUCGAAUCACGGCCGCUCUGUAACUCCUUCUCCCCAAACGACUAGAUCCGACUCGCCCACCCUGGUCAAGGCCAAAUCUUCCUCACACCUGUCUACUAUGAAAUCCUUCUCCACUCCUCCUCGCGGUCGCUCCAACUUCGACUCCGACUCCGACUAUCUGAACACCAUCCCCGAUCCACGAACGCCCAGUCCGAACCCACAGCGUGCUAGUCCGUCUGAAGACUCACAGGACCCGCAUCCUGACCUUAGUAAUGAAGUUGCUAUGCUUAGCACGAAGCUCAUAAACGCCAUCAACUACCAGACCAACCUGGACGAUUCGCUACAACACACUCGCCAUGAGCUUGAAGCUGCUAGACAACGUAUAGCACAGCUGGAACAAGAGGCGCAACGACACAAGACUCUGGUCUCGAGUGGCGCUCUUGUCAACAAGUCCGAGGUUGAUUCUCUGAGACAGGAGCUGAUGGAAUCGCAAAAGCAAAGAGACGUUGCUGAAAAGGGCAGGAAGGAGAUGGAAGUCGAGCUUGAGAAUCUCACCAGCGCCUUGUUCGAGGAGGCCAAUACUGUAAGCAACAAAGCUCGAGUCUGCAAUCUAUACUUGCUGACAUAUAUCAGNAUGGUAGCUGCUGCACGCAAAGACGCCGAAGCUGUCGAACGAAAGAACGCACAAUUACGGACACAACUCAACGACACUGAACUUCUUCUGGCCUCACAACAAGAACAAUUGCAAGAUCUGAAGAGUGUCAUGGAGAAGAUGACCGAGGAUAGAGAUCGUGAUGAGACAGAAACCAUACCUCGAUCUUCGACAGCACCAUCGACGCCAGGUGUGGAUUCGUCCAAGAUGAGCACUAUGUUCGACUCACUUCCCUUCUCUCCAAACGCUACAAAUUUCAGCGAUGUUCCGCCAGAUCAACCACUUCGGUUUUCGCAUCUCAUUGUCCCUGCGAUGCGCAACGAUGUCGUUGCAUAUGUCGAUUUUGCAGAUCUGCUCAAGUCUGCGCGAGCGGCUGCUCCUUCGCAUUCUCGCAAUUCAUCAGGCAUCAGCUCGAGUAUGUUUGUCUCUUCUGCCUCGUCGUCUUCGCCGAACAUUCCGGGCUCAUUCAGCUCUGGCGCCGCUGCGUCACCGCGCGAUACUUCAUUCCAGUCAUCGAUGCCGCCGCUCAAAGACAAUAAAUUCUACAAGAGGUGCCUUGUCGAGGAUGUGGAACCAACAUUACGUCUUGACCUUGCUCCAGGUCUCUCGUGGCUAGCCCGACGGACAGUUAUUGCAGCUGUCACUGGUGGAACUCUGGUUGUGGAGCCCUUCAUACCACAAUCGCGCUUCUAUGGGAACGCUUAUCCAUGCGCUCUUUGCGGUGAAUCUCGCCGAACAGAAGCUCACGCUCGACGUCACAGAUUCCGUACCAGCGAGGACGAGACUGCUCAGCGGUAUCCCUUGUGUGAGUUUUGUUUGGGUCGAGUCAGGGCAACAGGCGAUUUCCUCGGCUUCUUAAGAAUGGUGCGCGAUGGACUCUGGAGAGCGUCUACCGAAGAAGACAUGAAAGCUGCCUGGGAAGAGUGUGUACGCCUGAGAGAGAAGAUGUUCUGGGCUAGGCUUGGAGGUGGUGUAGUCCCAGCGAUUGCAAGAGAGCCAAGUCCUACAGGUACUCAACGCCGUGGAGAUGCAAGGUCUUUACGCAGGAACAGCACCGAGUCAAGCAUCCCAAGGUUCUCGAGAGAUUCCGUCGAAAGCGUCCGCACCCAGGCACUGGAAGUCCCAAAACUGAACGAGCCUCGACCUCCAAGCCGUAACAACAGUAGAUCAACUGUAAAUGCCAGCGAUGGCAGCACAACCUCCCUACAGACUUCGGAGAGUUCCGACACGAGAGACUUUGCAGAUGCACAAAGCGAGGUAGACAACACUGUCAACACACCGACAGGUCCAUCCAGUCAGGAGGAAAUAGCCACGGACCAGGGCCAUACACAUUCGCAGACCACGAAAGUCGCGCAGGAAGAUGGCUCGCAGGAUACUAUCGAUCCGGCCAUCGAAACAAGCUUACCUGCAUCAGCCGAACAAACAGAGAACCACGCUUCUAUAGAACAACGGGAGAAGGAAAAUCAAGCUCCAGUAACGGACGGCGAAACCGAAAAGGACAACCAGGCACCAGUCGACAAGUCACUGCAACCAGAGAUGCCUGGAUCCUUCGAUUAA